Symphalangus syndactylus (siamang) is the source of this 6061-nucleotide messenger RNA. RefSeq names its product DDB1 and CUL4 associated factor 17 (gene DCAF17). Gene Ontology annotation, cellular component: Cul4-RING E3 ubiquitin ligase complex. Lineage: Eukaryota; Metazoa; Chordata; Mammalia; Primates; Hylobatidae. Gene Ontology annotation, biological process: protein ubiquitination. The record is from RefSeq and is a predicted model, not a curated record.
GUAAGUGCAGGGCGCACACACGGAGCGGAGACCCGAAGGCGGCAGCGCCGCGCCCCCAGGGCUCUGCCCAGCUCGCCACUCGCAGCACAGAGAGGCGCGCCGGCGAGACAGCGCAGCCUCCGCGGGCCGAGGCGGGGCCGGGCAAGCCCUGGCUCCGUGCCGCCUGACGGGAAUUGUAGUUCCUGGGAGAAGCCGGGCUGCCUCACGAGGCACUGGGAACUACAUUUCCCGGUGAGAGAGCGGCUCCGGCCGGCCCCGCGGUACCGGAGCGUCGCACUGUCAGCGGCCAGAAAGCCUGGGAGGGGCAGAUCGAAAAGGGAGUGCUUCUUCCCUUCUCUCCGUGCUCUGGCGGUGCAAGCGGCUCUGCUUUCCCUCGCCCCGCCGUCGGGUGCUCCCUGCCCGCCUCCCCGUGUCAGCUUUUCCUGGGCCCCGCCGGGAAAGUCUGGGCCUCGAAAUUCGGAGGCAGCGGCGGCUGCCCAGCACGGGAGUGUAGGGCGCGCCACUCAGUGGCCCAGCCUACCCAAGGCCAGGCCCGCGCCUCCAUGGGCCCGACCCAGAAGCCCAACGUGUGCCGCCGGCUGAGUCGCCGGGCGCUGGGCUGCUUCUCGCGCGACGCAGGCGUGGUGCAGAGGACCAACCUGGACAUCCUGCGGGCGCUGGUGUGCCAGGAAAGUACUAAAUUUAAGAAUGUUUGGACAACUCAUUCCAGGUCACCUAUAGCCUAUGAGAGAGGAAGAAUAUAUUUUGACAAUUAUCGGCGCUGUGUCAGCAGUGUUGCAUCUGAGCCAAGAAAACUUUAUGAAAUGCCAAAAUGUUCCAAAUCAGAAAAAAUAGAGGAUGCUUUAUUAUGGGAAUGCCCAGUGGGAGAUAUACUUCCCAAUUCAUCAGAUUAUAAGUCCUCACUCAUAGCACUGACUGCUCAUAAUUGGCUACUUCGUAUAUCAGCAACUACGGGAAAAAUCCUUGAGAAAAUAUAUCUUGCACCUUAUUGCAAAUUCAGAUACUUGAGCUGGGACACUCCUCAAGAAGUCAUUGCGGUUAAGUCAGCUCAGAACAGAAGCUCAGCAGUGGCCCGGCAGGCAGGCAUUCAACAACAUGUUUUGCUGUACCUUGCAGUGUUCCGAGUUCUACCUUUUUCACUUGUAGGGAUUCUAGAGAUCAACAAAAAGAUUUUUGGGAACGUUACAGAUGCUACCUUGUCUCAUGGAAUACUGAUUGUGAUGUACAGCUCAGGACUGGUCAGACUCUAUAGCUUCCAAACCAUCGCUGAACAGUUCAUGCAACAGAAACUUGACUUAGGGUGUGCAUGCAGAUGGGGUGGGACUACUGGAACUGUAGGAGAGGCUCCUUUUGGCAUUCCUUGUAAUAUUAAAAUCACAGACAUGCCACCACUGCUCUUUGAGGUGUCAUCCCUGGAGAAUGCUUUUCAGAUUGGAGGCCAUCCUUGGCACUACAUCAUCACACCUAAUAAGAAGAAACAGAAAGGAGUUUUCCAUAUUUGUGCCCUAAAAGACAAUUCCCUGGCAAAAAAUGGGAUCCAAGAAAUGGAUUGUUGUUCUCUAGAAUCUGACUGGAUCUAUUUCCAUCCUGAUGCUUCUGGUAGAAUAAUACAUGUUGGUCCAAAUCAAGUCAAAGUUUUGAAGCUAACUGAAAUAGAAAAUAAUAGUUCUCAGCAUCAGAUCUCUGAAGAUUUUGUCAUUUUGGCCAACAGGGAGAACAAUAAAAAUGAAAAUGUACUCACUGUUACAGCUUCUGGACGGGUGGUAAAAAAAAGUUUUAACCUUCUGGAUGAUGACCCAGAACAAGAGACUUUCAAAAUUGUGGACUAUGAAGAUGAGUUAGAUUUGCUUUCUGUGGUAGCUGUUACUCAAAUAGAUGCUGAAGGAAAAGCUCACCUGGAUUUCCACUGUAAUGAAUAUGGAACUUUACUUAAAAGCAUUCCACUAGUGGAGUCAUGGGAUGUGACAUAUAGCCAUGAAGUCUACUUUGACAGAGACUUGGUGCUACACAUAGAGCAGAAACCCAACAGAGUCUUCAGCUGCUAUGUUUACCAGAUGGUAUGUGACACUGGGGAAGAAGAAGAAACCAUAAACAGAAGCUGUUAAAAAGAGUGAGGUAAUUGUAACCUAAGAGACUUUUAGCCAAACACCCCAGCAGCUGCGUCCAAUCCAUUUUAUUAUCUGCAUGGCACAUUCUCCAGUAUUUUCCAAAAAAGUCUUGUGUUGACUUCAGAUGACUAUGACUUCUUUUUUAAACUCUUGUUGUAAAAGAUGGUGAGGACUUCAUUUUUUGUGAAGGGUUUUUAGAAUACUGUUCUAAGAAGUUUAGUGUUUUGCAGCUUUGAGCUAGGUGGUAAAUGCAAACAUAAAAUGCUGGGAACAGAAAAGGACAGGUUAAUUCCAAUUGUUGAGGAGUAAGUCAUUGAUGGGAUGGGUCAUUGAUGGGGUAGGUCAUUUGAUGGGUUCUUAAAGGAUGGUAUGGAAUUUUGUUUGUUAAGGCUAGGAGAGACAGGGAGAGACAAAAGUAAACAUGCAGAAAGAAAUCUUAUAUCCUCUAUACCAAACUUUGCUUAAGGAUGAGAAAUGAGAUGUGUUAUGUGAGAACAUUAUUUUGAGCCCAAAAUGUGUCAUCACAGUUUUUAAAAAUCUUAUAUAUGUAUUUAUAUGUGUUUCGUAUUUGUAUAUAGUAUCAGGAAUUGGUUCUAGUUCCCAAAUUAUCUUUUCUUCCUUGGUUUUGUUCUCCUGGCUUGAUGUUCACAUUGAAUAUUUGUGUUUCUAUAUAGACUAAUGUAAAAGAUUCCAAGCAAACCUUAAGUGAAAUUGUUUUCUGAUUUGCAUCCUGUUUAGCUCUUAAUGUAUCUAAGGAUGUUCUCAUCUCACCAUUCUAUUCAUUUAGUGAGUUUUCUGACCUUGUUUAGGCAAUUUUUUCAUACUUAUGCAAUAGGAUAAAGGUACCCUUGCCUGCACUAGUUCUGUUUCCUGUAGAAGAGUAGAUAAAGAGUCCCAGAAGAAGUUCUUACUAGCUUGGGAGUUGCCUGAUUAACCAGAGAAAAUUUUUAGCUUACUUAUGAAACAAGCAUUAUUUCUUCUUUGUUAGGAAAGAUCUCAAUAUGAUCCUUGAACUUUAAUAAUCAUUCUUUAGAAUGUUAAAUAAAGGCAACCCAAGUAAAGGGAGAAAAUGUUUCUUUAUGCUUCCUGUUUGAGAAAUUCAGUUGCUUCCAUUUCGCAUGUUCUGCACAUUUAUCCGAUGUAACCUCAAAAGAAUAACUAGUAAUAAGGGAAGGAAACAGCAGCAACAAUCAUUGCUGAUUCAAGUUUAAGGUUAAAAUAUGGAAUUUUUAGCUUGGAUGAUUUAUAUUAAAAUAUUUCCAUUUUUUUCUUCAGUUUUGGCUUGAUGCCAUGUGAAGAAUGAUGUGAAUUCUUCCCAGUUCUGCCCUGGUGCUAGACAUUGCCCCAUACUUUCAAUUAGACACUAGCUGUAUCUAAAUAGUCCCACUCAGUAAACUUACAUCUUGAAAAACAAGACUGGUAAGAGGACAGUGAAAGUACUAAAGAAAGAAACCAAUGUUGUGUGAGUUUCAAAGCAGAUGCAAUGCUGUGUAAAAGUAGAAUGUUUAUUCUCCAUUUCCAAGAGUGUUUCAGAAUAGGAUGUCUUAAGAUUUCAGUCAUGUCAGAGAUUUUUUUUUUAGGUGAUUAUUGAGUUUCUCCUUCUCCUUUAAGUCAUCACCUUCCUUUUAUGAAAUGAUAGUAAGGAACUCAUCUAUUCUGAAAGGUAUUUGAGAAAUAUCUGAAUUCCUGGCUGCUUUUUUGCUGGGGGUAGAGGGUGGAAUACUUCUGGUCUAGAUAUAACUUACCACUAAGAAACCCCCAAUAUGUCACCACUGCCUAAAUCUAACUAGACCAGGGUCCAAAUGCCAUCCAGGCCAGGCAAGAAAUAUACCUCAUGUGAAUGACAGUAAGGAGUUGUGGGCAGUGUAACAAACAGGAGAGCUAUGCCCUAACUAAAAGGAGCAGCUGCUACUGCUUAGUUUCAGCCAGUUGCAACAGUAUGUGGGAAUGUAGGCUGCAUGAUUGUUAACAAGAUAGGUGGUAAAAAGAUGCCAAAAGAUACAGAAGAUAGCAAAGAAUGUGGGGAAUUUGGAUACCACACAUAGCGAGAGACAAUGAAGCAUGCUUCCCAGCUCACCAGUGUCACACAGCUGCUCAUUCUGCCACCUGCCAGACAUUAAUGUCUUCCUGCCCUACCUAAACCCCCUCUUUACCUGGUAUUUUAAUUCGAGACUCUAGCUACAUGCCCACCUACUUAACAGGUACUAGUGACAGGUACAAAACAUUAUGGGUAACAAUUCUGAGUGUUUAAUGCAAGCCCAGGUGAAGCAGGGUGGCUUCCAUCAGCAGGUACAGACGUUAAGCUGAAAAGAGGUGCAUUCUGCAUUGUACUCCUGGAUCUAAGUUUCUGUAUUCUCAGAGCAUCAAUGCAGCAAGCUUAUUGUUCCUUAAUUUUUUACAAUAUUUAUCACAACUCUGGGAGAAAACAAAACAAAUCCUAUCCUAUUUACUAUUUGUGCUACCUAGUGAGGAGAUAUUGCUGUUUAGACAAAUUAAGGCACUUCACAUUCUUCCACCAAUUGAAAAUUUUGUGUCUUACAGUUCUUUUUUUAAAUAAUACAGUUAUUGAGCACUUUCUAUCUACUAGUCACUGUGAUACAGUAUAAGUAAAAUGGGUUGUCUCAUUUAAUAUUCAAAAUAACCACAUGAAGUAUGAACUGCCAUUGUCUUUCCCCUUUGUACAAAUGAGGAAAGUGAGGCUUACGGAAGUUAAUUGGCCCAGGGUCCCACAACUAGUAAGUGCAGAGGUGGGAAACAUAACCAGAUUUGUUCGGCAUAAACUUGUGCCAAAUUUCCUCCAAAGCUCUCAAAAGGCAAUGCAUGUUAUUUUAUCCCAUAUAUAGCAUACCAACAACUAUAAUACUAGGUAUGUAGGAAAGUGCUUAAUAAUUGUUUUUUACUGAUGAUUCAGUGUCUAAAUUUUGAACAAAUUUGGGUAAGAUACAAGUGACACAUAAAUUGACAGAAAAUGUAGUUCUUCAUUCAAUGGUUAGCCGUCAUUAAAAGGUACUUUCCCUUUGUUUGUGGUGAUAAUAAAAUCAGUAUUAGUAGUUUUCAUAUUAUUUGGCUUCCAUAUUAAUAAUUUUUAUAUUUUCUUCUCCUUCUUACCAUGUUUACUUAUAUCAUCCCUCUUUUAGAAUCCCAGGGAGCUAAUUUCUGGUCCCUGUGUUGCUAUCAAAUCUGUAUCUUGCAGAAAGAAUAAUUUAUUUCAAACAAGGGACAUACAAUAGAAAGAUAAGACCUACUGAGGUCUUUUUCCCAUCAUUUUAUUAUGAAAAAUUUUCAAACAUACAGUAAAGUUGAAAGAAUUUUAUUGUAAAUACUGACCACAGGGAUUCUACAUCUUACUCUACUUGUUUUAUUAUUUUCCUAUCCAGCGUACUUUUUGAUGGAUUUCAAAAUAAAUUGCAGUUGCUGAUAUACUUCCCCCUAGUACUUCAACUGCAUAUUAUUUAACUAGAGUUUAGUAUUUAUUUAGUUUUUUAAAUUUUUUUGAUAUAAGAUUUACCUGCAAUAAAAUGCACAAAUCUUAAGUAUAAAUUUGCUGAGUUCUUGCAGACAUAUACACCUGUGUAACCCAAACCCUUUCCAAAAUUUAGAACAUUGCAAUCAUCUUCAGAAAGUUUCCUAAAUCCCUCUCCUGGUCUAUCCCCUCCCAACCCCUCAGGUAUAACUACUGUUUUCAUUCUUUUAUAUCAAAGGUUAAAUUUACCUGUUCUAAACUUCAUAUAAGUGAAAUUAUAGAAAAUGUAAUGCUUCUUUCACUUAGCAUAAUGUUUUUGAGAUUUGUUCAUGUUGUUGCAUGUGUCAGGGAUUCAUUUCUUUUUAUUGCUGAGUAUUCGUUUGUAUGAAUAUGUCACAGUUUUUUUUUAUCUUUCUGUUGAUGGACACUGUGCUCUUUCUGCUUGUUUUUUACUGUUAUGAAUAAAGCUGCUAUGAACAUUCUUAGACAA